Lachancea mirantina is the source of this 1137-nucleotide messenger RNA. Lineage: Eukaryota; Fungi; Ascomycota; Saccharomycetes; Saccharomycetales; Saccharomycetaceae. The record is from the annotation of a GenBank genome assembly.
AUGCAGGGAUUUAAAAACCCAAGGCUAAUAAUUAGACAGCUUUCAAGUACAAUUCCUAAGCGACCGUUGUUUGACCAAGUUUUCCCUCAAAAAAAGCUUAUCAAUAAGAUACUUUUUGAACUCGACAGUAAACUUAAUUAUGGAACGUUGUUACCAGCUUAUGAGUCUGUAUACGAUGGAAUGAACAAACUGGAUAGAGAACCCCGUCUGCCUACUUCUUUUGUUGCUUCUGAUGUGAUGGUUAUGAAAAAAGUUCUCGAGAAAGUGCGACGCAAGUCAAAGAGCAUUAAUGUACAUCUACUGGCGCUGGAAAAUGCGUUACUUGAAAAGGCUGCAGAAAUGGGUGACAAUGACGGAAUUGCACUUUUAGCAUUCGAAGUUUUGAAAGACGCUUCUAAACAACCUGUUUCAGAUGUAGAACACGCUAAAAAACUCAUCAAAGAACUAAAAAACCUGAAUCAUCCGCUUACCCUGAAACUCACUGGAGAUUUGGUAUUCAAAUUAGGAGACUAUAAUGGAGCAGAAAAUUGGUACAAGAGGUUUUUGAAACUUGAAGAUGAAACGUAUUUGGCUGGAGAAGUUUAUCAACAACUGGGAGUAAUUUAUUUCAAAAAAGCUGCAUUGCAAGACGCAGAGAAUAGCUUUCUUAAGAGUGUCAAAUUUUGUCCUCUGGAGCGUGUGGUUCAUUCAUAUUAUUACUUGGCUCAAAUUUAUUUGAAUUCUGAUCCAAUUAAGGCGCGGUUUUUGAUGGAAAGCGCGGCUACAGAAGGAUUUGUGCAAUCGUUUAGAGCACUGGGUUUUCUCGAAAAGGACUAUUUCCAGAAUAACCGAAAAGCGCUAGAAUGGUUUCGACUUGGUAUGGAACUUUUGGAAGUUGAUUGUUUUAUUGGAUAUUUUGAUUGUUGUAUACAGCAGAAGGAUUGGCAGAAAGCGAGCAAGUGCUUGAAAAGUCUUGAAGAGAUACUAGGCAAUCAUCCCAACGCGAGGGCGACACUUGCACAAUUUAAGGAAAAACGGAAAGCAACUAUCAAUUCACUUGAAUCAGAAAGGCAUUUAGGUGAGAGUUCUAUUGAAAGCGCGAAAUCUGGUGAUAAUUUAUCUCAGGAAAACGAGACAAGAAGUAGGUGGGAUCUUUAA